UCAUCACAAAUAGGGGGUGGGAGGAAUAGGUGGGGGGUUGCACAGUACAAAUCUCUUAUAUUAAAUAAACUAAUUAUUCAUGUUGGAGACCUCUAACAAUGACUUUAGUAGCCUUAUAAGCCCAACUCAUAAGCUUGAUCAUUGUGAAAAUACACCACUCCUCCCAACUCCAAAUAUUCACUAUGUCUAAUCACAAACAUCAAACUUCACCACAAUCUCAAACCAUUGAUCCCUACAAACACCUUAAUCUUUUCCCCAAUCCAAACGCCACAAUAACACGUCUACACCAAGUCCCAUACACCUCACCUGCAUCAGAUCCAACACUUCAAAUUACCGUUCUAACCAAAGACAUAACCAUAAACCAAACAAACAAAACAUGGGUUCGAUUUUUCCUACCCAACAAACCAAUUCUUAAUAAUCAAAAACUACCUCUCAUUGUUUUCUUUCAUGGAAGUGGGUUUAUUUUAGCAAGUGCUGGAUCAACUAUGUUUCAUGAUUUUUGUGUGAACAUGGUUGAGAGUGUUGGUGUUUUUGUUGUGUCGGUUGAGUACCGUCUUGCGCCGGAGCACCGGUUGCCGGCGGCGUAUGAAGAUGGUAUGGAAGCAUUGUUUAGGAUAAGAAGAAAGGAAGAUGAGUGGUUGAUGAAAUAUGCUGAUUGUUCUAAAUGUUAUCUUAUGGGGAAUAGUGCUGGUGCUACCAUUGCUUUCCACACUGGUAUACGUGCAUUAGAAGUUGUGAAGGAUCUAGAACCUCUAAAGAUCCAAGGGCUAAUAUUGCGCCAACCAUUCUUUGGUGGAAAAGAGAGAACUAAUUCCGAAUUGAAGCUUGAAAAUGAUCCAAUAAUUCCAUUAUGUGUUACAGAUUUAAUGUGGGAGUUAGCACUUCCAAUUGGUGUUGACCGUGAUCAUGAGUAUUGCAAUCUAAUGGCUGGAAAUUAUCUUGAGAAAUUUGAUAAGAUAAGGGCCCUUGGAUGGAAGGUAUUGGUAAGUGGUAAUAGUGGGGAACCUAUAGUUGAUCGUGAGAUAGAGUUGGCACAAUUGAUGGAAGAGAAAGGUGUUCAAGUUGUGAAGGACUUUGAAGAAGGUUAUCAUGCAAUAGAGUACUUUGAUCCUUUAAAAGCUAAGCAAUUAAUUGAGUUAAUUAAAGGUUUCAUUUCUUAAUUUUGGGGUUAUGGGGCCAAAAAUGCUUCUAUGAGCUUUUCUUUGUGUGUUUAUUUAGUGUUAUGAAUAUUAUAAUAAGUACUUUUUUUUGUUUGA
This is a messenger RNA of Cicer arietinum (chickpea), 1256 nucleotides long. Its product is annotated as carboxylesterase 1-like. The record is from RefSeq and is a predicted model, not a curated record. Gene Ontology annotation, molecular function: hydrolase activity. NCBI's taxonomy places the organism in Eukaryota, Viridiplantae, Streptophyta, Magnoliopsida, Fabales, Fabaceae.